AUGCUGAUUGCGAAAGAAGCUCUGAGUCAGCCACAGUCUCCAUCAUGCAUCUCAAAUAUCAGUGUGCCGUCAAUAGUGUACGAAACUCUGUCUGUCGUAAGUCCCUUUCUAUUCCUUUCAAUUGAGUUUUGUACAAUGUGAUGAGUUUUCAGAGAUAACCUAAUGACAGUUGUAUCAUUAUGUGAUUAUUAAUUAUACCACAGCAUUGUUGAAUACUCAUUUACAAUUGGCUAAAAAUGGCAUUCUAAAAUGGACAUUAAAACCAGCUAACGGGACAGUUGAAAAAUAUAUCGGGACAGUUGGAAAAUAUAUCUGGAUUAUGACACAUUAUGUGCCUACACAUGCAGACCGUACUUGCUACAAAGUUACAGAAAGCUAAACCAACAAACCACACAAACCGAAAUUGGAUACAUUGUAAACGCAGGUACAACAAGGAGUGUUUGAUAUGCAAUGCGAUCUCCUCGUAAUGAACAGUGUCGAGCAUCCUGACGGAAAGGCAAACUUUUCUAGCUAUGCCAGGCAAAAUCAGGCUUGAUCAGCUCAUUGUUAUGGAUGUAUCCAAAUUAAUGCCAAUAGAAAAAAGCUUUUAACAAAUGCAAAUGCAUCUACUUUGCUGUUAUUCUGGCAGCAGAGGUCGUGACUGUGUUAGCCAUAGCUAGUUGGCUAACUAGCAAGAAAGGGACAAGAAGGUUGCCAGCGAGCACAACAAAUAGAACGAACGACUGGGUCUCUAGCAACCAAAAUAUGAGAAAGUAUGAAUUAUCUUAUAAAAAUGAAAAUCAACGAAAAAAAUAGUAUUUAUACCAGUAAAUGUUGUGCUUUAGUAUUGUUUUCUUUGGCAACUGUGGUAUAAGCGGGAAAAAUUUAAAAGGGGACUUCGCUCCACCUCGUCCCACUGCGUAGUCAAUUAUUUCCAAGGUAAACUUCUUCUUCUUGUAUGAUAUAAUGGCGGUCCGCAAACCAACGUUAAAAGGUGAAUGCCGCCACCUAUUGUGCUGGAGUGUGUGGUCAAUCACGGGGUUACAACAUUUCUAAAUCCUCCUACCUAACUCAGUACUUCUGAGAAAAUAAAAAAGAGCCCUACUAACUUCUAAUAGACCCUCCCCAUCCCCAUAAUCCCUUUCAAACCCCCCCCCCAACCAACCUCAAUGACCCUAUAAUUCCAUCUUUCCCUCUCUUCAACAUACUUACAACAAUAUAACAACACAUGUUCCACCGUUUCUUUCCAAGGUAAUGUACAGAAUGUUGACAUUCAUCCCUUACUUAUUAUCUUCCUAAUAGGACACAAAAGGCCUCCGCUUCGAGAGUCAUCUGCAAGUUAUGUUGGUACGUACACAUAAAAAAUCCAAUGAGACAUUCAAGUAAAUGUGACAUUUUGUAAUACUACUCAUGAUUAUGAUUCUAAACUACAGUCUUGGGAAGACCCUGACUUAUCAUGGGACACAUCAGUCUAUCAUCAUGAUAUGGUGGUCCUGCCUGUCAGCAAAAUCUGGACUCCUGAUCUCCAUGUGACUAAUGGGUGAGUCCACUUACAACAGAAUACAAUAACCUAUGUUAAAUUUAUUCUUGAUUCCUUUUAUAACAUUAUCUUCUAAAUAGUGAGUGAAAGAUCUACAGAAAUCAAUUAGAGAUACAGUAUUUAUGUUUUGAGUAGCUAAAUGGUUAGGUGGGACAGUUUCAGUAGAUCAAUCCUCAGUUGUCUGUCCUCAACCUCAUAUCUAGAGUGCAAACAACGAUAAAGCACGGCAACAAGGAUUUGCUGGUGCACAGCAACGGGACUAUAGAGCACAUGGUCAUCAUGAAUACUGUGGUGGGCUGUGAGGUCAAUCUGUACAACUACCCCUUCGCUUCGGAUUUCUGCCCCAUCGCCAUCAAUGUCAGGGCACUUAGG
Molecule: messenger RNA, 1891 nt
Organism: Coregonus sp. 'balchen'
Lineage: Eukaryota; Metazoa; Chordata; Actinopteri; Salmoniformes; Salmonidae
Source: the annotation of a GenBank genome assembly